AUGGCCACUCCUCAAGAUGAUGAGCAUCGUUCAUCACAACGUAGUGGUAAUGUAAUCCGUGUUCGAGCUCCAUUAUCUUUUCAAAGAUCAUCGAUUCCAAUAGCACCACCACUUAUGUCAAAUUUAAGAAAUUCUCAAGUAAAUGUCAACGAUAACAUGAAUGAACAACAUCCCAUUGUUCAAUUGAGUUCUGGUGUUGUUAGACAUCAUCGUAAUAGAGGUCAUAGUUCAAAUGCUAGAGGUGGAGGAAGACAAACAAAUAUGAAUAACCAUACUCAAUCUUUUAUGCCAAAUAAUAAUAAUAAUAAUAGAGAUUUUUCUUCAAGACCUAAUUCAGGAUCUACAAAUUCAACCACUAGACAAACAUCAAAUAGAGUAUCAUCUCUACCACAUAUUACAUAUCCUAUGCUUACUAAUUUACUUGAUAAACAACCAGAUGAAAUUCUUGAUCAAAUGCUUCAUCCAAAUUUUCAAUUAAAAGCAUUUUUAAAAGAUGAUCGAAUGAAAAAACGAUCUGAUUGGAUAGUAACAAUGACAAGAUUACUUGAAAAGAUUACUACUUGUAAUACAUCAAGUGAACGUAUAAUCAAGGUUUUAGAACAAUUACCUAGAACAUUAUAUAUCGAAGGUGUUUAUGAAGAAGUUGCUAAACUUGAUCCUAUAACUGAUCAAUUACGUUUCGAUUUUAUUCAAUUAUUCCUCAAAAUAUUCAAUAAAUUUCUUUCUAUAACACCACAUUCUGCUGAUGAUUUAAUUAAAAUAUCUGAACGUAUUGAAUUACAAUUUCAUAAAACUAAAAUAAAAUCACAGGAAUUUGAAGAUACAAAAGUUCUACUUGAUGAAGUACUUGAACAAAUUGAAGCUAUAAAUUAUCGUAAAAAACAAAAACAAGAAUUAUUAAAAGCAAAAAUGCCGACGACGGCGACUAAUAAUAAUAAUAAUAUUGAAGAAAAUAUUGAUCCACCACCAGAUGAUUAUCGUCUUUUACCAAUUAUACCAAAUGUAACAGAAAUUUUAUCUGAACGAAAACCAUAUCUUCGAAGAAAUAUUAUUAAUGGUGUUUAUGAAGAUCCUCAACAUUAUCUUGAUAUUCAUUUCCGUCUUUUACGUGAAGAUUUUGUUGGUCCACUACGUGAUGGUAUUACACAAUAUCUUUCUAAUACUGGUGGUAAAAAUUUUAAUGUACGUAUCUAUGAAAAUGUUCGAUCACUUGGUUCACGAUUAAGUCCACGUAGUGGUAUUGUUUAUGAUUUACGUUUGGAUAUUGUUAUGGCAUCGAAAAUUUCUUGGGUUAAUAGUCGACGAUUGAUAUAUGGCAAUUUACUUGUUCUUACUUAUGAUAAUUUUAAAACAUGUGCAUUUGUUACUGUCGAAGAUCGAACACAAAUUGAAAAGGAUUUCAUUAUAUCGGUAAAAACAUUAGAAAAAAUAAAUAAUAGUGAACAAAUACAAGUAGAUCUUGAUGCAAUUGAUUCAUCAUAUUCAUUAAUAAUGAUUGAAACUACAACAUAUUUUGAAGCUUAUCGUCCAGUUCUUAAUGCUCUACAAUCAAUCGAUAUUGAACAUACAUUUCCACUUGCUCCAUUUCUUCUCAAAUUAAGUAAUGAAAUGGUACCACCAGAUUAUAUUACACCAACAACAACUUAUGAUUUUACUCCUUUGCUUGUUCAACCGAAUUCAGUUGUAACAGCUAGUGUUGUUGUUCAUGAAAGCGUACCACAACAUCGAGGUCUUGGACGUCGAGGUCCGAUUCAACCAAUUACUGCUAAAGAAUUUCAAAUUCGAUAUAAACAAUCAAAUCAAGUAUUACCAAAAUAUAAAUCUGUUUCAUUACUUAAAAAGGAUGAUUGGCCAACACAUGAUGAAUUACAUCUUAAUCCAAAACAACGAGACGCUUUAAUUUUAGCUUUAACAAGUAAAGUUGCACUUAUUCAAGGACCACCGGGAACUGGAAAAACUUUUCUUGGUGUACGAAUAACUGAAAUGCUUUUACAUAAUCGAUCUGUAUGGUGUCCACCAGAUGAACAAGCAACACCAAUUCUAAUGAUAUGUCAUACAAAUCAUGCACUUGAUCAAUUUUUAGAAUUAAUUAUUAAACGUCUUAAUAUAAAGGAAGGUAUUAUUCGUGUUGGUAAUCGUUGUCAAAAUGCUACUAUUCAAAAUUUUUCAUUGAUUAAUGCACGUAAACAUGCACGUGAAAGUCGAGCCAUACCUGGUCAUAUCUAUCAUCAAAAACGUUUGAUAUUAGAUAAAAAAACUGAAGCUGAAGAAGUAUUAAAAAUACAUGAACAUAAAAUUGUUCAUUCUCGGACAAAUAUCAUACCACUUUCAUCAUUUACUGAUUAUUCUAUUAUUGAUAAGAAACAUAUUUCAUCAUUAUUAGCUCCAUAUCCUGAUGAUGAUUAUUUUGAUAUAGCAUUAUGGGAUUGGCUUGGCAUAGGUCAAGAUUGUGAGCAAAUAUCCGAAGAUUUAAUUAAUGUCUUAGAUAUUAAUACUUCAAUAUCGAAAAUGGACAUCAAUGAUAACGAGAAAAAAGAAGAAGAAAACAAAGUUGAUGAUGAACAAAAACAAAAUGAUGAAGUAGAAACACAAACACAAGACGGAGAAAAUAAAGAUGAUGAUGAACAGCAAGAGAAAAAAGAACAAGAAAUCAAUGAAGAAGAGGAAGAAGAACAACGAAGACGCGAUGAAUUAGAAAUUGAAGCAGAAUAUUUUGUUCCAUCUGCUGUUCCUAAACUACAAUCAAAGAAAUCAAAAUCAACGAAAGCUUCAUCAACAGAUAAUAAUGGAGACGAUGAAUGGCGUGUUGUAAAAAAGAAACCUAAUAAUCGUCGUCGAUUAAUCAAAAAUAUUCUUCAAUAUCCAACAACAUUAACUGAUCAAACAAUUCAACAACUAGAUCAUGAUCUUUGGGCACUUCCUACUGCUCAACGUCAUGAUCUUUAUCGUUAUUGGCUUUUAAAAUAUCAACAUUGCAUAAAUGAUUCAGUUCAUGAUGCUAAACAUGAAUAUAACAAAGCAGUAACUGCUCUGGCUGAAUAUCAUCAAGAUGAAGACUAUUUUAUCUUAAAAGAUAGUAUUAUUGUGGCAAUGACUACAACAUGUGCUGCAAAAUAUCAUACUGUUUUAGAAAAACUUCAAAGUAAAAUUGUUAUUGUUGAAGAAGCAGCUGCAAUAUUUGAAGCACAUAUUAUUACUGCAUUGAAUACUAAAUGUGAACAUUUAAUUUUAAUUGGUGAUCAUGUACAAUUAAGACCUAGUCCAAGUGUAUAUGAACUUGGAAUGAAAUUUAAAAUUGAUGUUUCAUUAUUUGAACGUUUUGUUAAAAAUAAUUUUCCAAAUGUUCGAUUGAAUAUUCAGCAUCGUAUGCGUCCAGAAGUUGCUCGUAUAAUGAAACAUUUUUAUGAUGAUUUGGAAGAUCAUGUUAGCGUUACAACUGAACGACCACCAGUUCGUGGUAUUAACAACAAUGUGUUUUUUAUUAAUCAUUCAAAUCCUGAAACAGCUGUAGCUGAUGGAAGUUCAAAACGAAAUAAGUUCGAAGCAAGUUAUGUUAUUGAAUUAGCAAAAUAUUUAAUAAAACAAGGUUAUCAAGCGCAACAAAUAACAAUACUUGUAAUGUAUCUUGGUCAACGACAAUUAAUUGCUAAUCAAGCAAAACCAAUUAAACUUUUACAUGGUAUUCGUAUCAUGGUUACAGAUAAUUAUCAAGGUGAAGAAAAUGAUAUAAUUAUAUUAUCAUUAGUACGAAGUAAUACACAGAAAAGUAUUGGCUUUCUUAAAAUUCAUAAUCGAAUAUGUGUGGCUUUAUCACGUGCACGUUGUGGUCUUUUUGUUAUUGGUAAUAUGACUUUAUUAGCAGAAGUAGAAGACAUGUGGAAAAAAAUUAUUAAAUCAUUAGCUGAAACUAAUGAAAUAGGCAAAGGUUUAAGUCUUUCUUGUCGUCAACAUGAAAAAGAUAAAUUUAUUGCUGAUAAACCAGAAUCAUUUGCACAACGUCCAGAAGGUGGCUGUAAUAAACCAUGUUGUACUCGACUUAAAUGUGGUCAUCAAUGUGAAUUAAUGUGUCACAAUUAUGAUUUUGAACAUAAAGAAGUAGUUUGCCGUAAAAGAUGUAAUGACAUUUUAUCAUGUGGUCAUCCAUGUACAAAACGAUGUCAUGCAGCUACACCAAAUCAACAUGAUCCAUGCCGAGUUCGUGUCGAAAAAACAAUCAAGCAAUGUGGUCAUAAAAUAUCCUUUCAAUGUGCACGAACACCAACUGUUAAUGAUUGUCAACAACUAGUUUUAAGACAUCUUCCUUGUGGUCAUGCUGUUAAUGUUCCAUGUUGUAUUGUUUCAUCACCAUCAGAAUUAAAAAAAUUUCCUUGUUCACAACCUUGUAAGACGGCACUUGCUUGUAAACAUGAAUGUACGGGAACAUGUGGACGAUGUCGUACCGGUCAAUUGCAUAUACCAUGUCAACAAAAAUGUGAUCGCCCAUUGAUUUGCUCACAUGUGUGCAAAGCACCUUGUGCUUCGAAUUGUCCACCAUGCUUAAAGGCAUGUCAAACACGCUGUGUUCAUUCUCAAUGUAAAAAGCAAUGUGGUGAAUUAUGCACACCAUGCAAAGAGCCAUGUGCUUACAAAUGUAAACAUUUGCAAUGUACACGUUUAUGUUCAGAGCCAUGUAAUCGUGGACCAUGUGAUCAGCCAUGUGAUAAAAAAUUAAAAUGUGGUCAUGAUUGUAUUGGUAUUUGUGGUGAACCAUGUCCUCCACAAUGUCGUAUUUGUAAUAAACAUAUUGUCCAAGAAAUAUUCUUUGGUACAGAAGAGGAACCUGAUGCACGUUUUGUUUUCUUACCUGAUUGCGAACAUUUGAUUGAAGUAUCAGCACUCGAUACAUAUGUUGGAAAUUCAAUUAAUAAUCCAAGUGAAAAUGUAGCUAUUCGUUUUCCUGAAUGUCCUCGUUGUAAACAACAAAUUCGUCGUUGUACAAGAUAUAUGCCAAUUAUUAAUCAAGUACAUAAUUUAAUUACAAAAGUAAAAACAAAAGUCCUAGGUAAUCGUACCGAACAAGAAAUGAACGAUCAACGAAUACGUUUAGUGGCCGAUUUUGAACAAACAAAAAAUAAUUUGAAGGAAACUAAUCUUGAACAAACGAAAGCUUUCUUUGCAACAUUAUAUAAUCCAGAUGGUCUUUUAUCUGAUGAUAUCUUAGCUCUCAUGAAGAAUAUUCUUUUAUUUCUUAAAGAAAUCGAUAAACUUUUGAUUGAUGGACGAAAAAGACUAUCAGACAAUACAUUUGAUGAUUUAAUUAGUGCACCACUUAAUCAUAUUAUUAAAUAUUUAACACAUCGUCUACAUCGAAAUUUUUCAUUACAACAAACAAAUGAUAUUCAAGCAGAAUUAGAACGCAUUCGUCGUUUAAUUUAUAUUGAAACUCUUAUUCAUUCAUAUAAAUCACAAAUUUUAACACGUACUUUAAAAAAAGAAGAUCAAGAGGGUUUGGAUUCUAUGCAAUAUCUCACAAAAAAACCUGGUCCAUUUACUGAACAAGAUAAACAAAAAUUUGAUACGCUUGUUAAAAAAUUUCAACAUCUAAAUAAUUUACCUGGCUUAGGUAUAACUGAACGUGAACGAUUAGCGAUUGUUGGUGCAUUGAGUCUGACUCAAGGUCAUUGGUAUGUUUGUCCUAAAGGUCAUCCUUAUGUGAUUACUGAAUGUGGCGGUGCCAGUCAAGUAAGUAAAUGUCCAGAAUGUGGAGAAGAAAUUGGUGGUCAAAAUCAUCAAUUAUUGUCAACAAACCGUCAUUUCGGUUUAAUGGAUGGUUCACAGCAUUCUGCGUGGUCUAACGACGCUAAUUUGAAUAUCCGUGUACCUUUUUUAUAA
Adineta steineri is the source of this 5871-nucleotide messenger RNA. Lineage: Eukaryota; Metazoa; Rotifera; Eurotatoria; Adinetida; Adinetidae. The record is from the annotation of a GenBank genome assembly.